UCCGAGGCAGCCACCAGCCCAGCUCUGCCGGCGCCGACUACAGUACCUGCUGCCGCGUCCGUGGCUGCCUGCCUAGCUCCCAGAACCCUGCCCGCCACUGCCUACUGGAGCACCGCGUCUCGAAACACUGCGGCGGUCAAGGACGCCAUGGGGCGUGGCUGGCCCCGGACUCUGCUACUGCUCUGCCUUCAACGCUGCUAGCUGCUGACGUCGAGAGAUGCCGCCGACGCUGCUGUCGAUGCUGGGCGGGGCGGGCGCCGGCGUGGGCGUGGUCAGCCCCGCCACGUGGCUGAUGGCGCCGCUGCUCGCCAUGGGCCUCACCGCCUACUACCGCUACGCCUCCGUCGACCCGGAGACUCACCCCAUCAACGCGCGCACUCUGCUGCCGGAGUACGAUUUCGUCGUCGUGGGCGGCGGCUCCGCGGGGGCCGUAGUCGCCAGCAGGCUCUCCGAGAUCCCCGGCUGGAAGGUGCUGCUGCUGGAGGCUGGAGGGGACGAGAACGAGGUGACGGACGUGCCGUCGCUGGCGGGCUACCUGCAGCUGUCGCAGUUCGACUGGAAGUACAAGACGGCGCCCGCGGGGCCCGACUCGCCCUACUGCCUCGCCAUGGUCGCCGACCGCUGCAACUGGCCGCGCGGAAAGGUGUUGGGCGGGUCGAGCGUGCUGAACGCGAUGAUCUACGUGCGGGGCAACCGGCGCGACUACGACCGCUGGGCCCAGCUGGGCAACCCGGGCUGGAGCUACGACGAGGUGCUGCCGUACUUCAAGAAGUCGGAGGACCAGCGCAACCCCUACCUGGCCAGGACGGCCUUCCACUCGACAGGGGGGCUGCUCACCGUCCAGGAGGCGCCCUGGCGCUCGCCGCUCGCCGUCGCCUUCGUGCAGGGGGGCCAGCAGCUGGGCUACGAGCACCGCGACUGCAACGGCGAGCGCCAGACCGGCUUCAUGAUCGCGCAGGGCACCAUCCGGCGGGGCUCCCGCUGCUCCACGGCCAAGGCCUUCCUGCGGCCCGUGCGGCUGCGCAAGAACCUGCACGUGGCCAUGCACGCGCAUGCCACCAAGUUGCUCUUCGAGGGCGGCCGCGCCGUCGGAGUCGCGUUCAUGCGGGACGGCGUCCAGCAGGCGGUGCGGGCCAAGCGCGAGGUGGUGCUGUCCGCGGGCGCCAUCAACUCGCCGCAGCUGCUGAUGCUGUCCGGCGUGGGGCCGGCGGAGCACCUGCGCGAGCUGGGCAUCCCCGUGGUGCGCGACCUCAAGGUGGGCCACAACCUGCAGGACCACGUGGGGCUCGGCGGGCUCACCUUCGUCGUCGACAAGCCCGUCACCUUCACCAGGGCCCGCUUCCAGACGGUGCCGGUGUUCCUGGAGUACGUGCUGAACGAGCGCGGUCCGCUCACGUCGCUGGGGGUGGAGGGCGUCGCCUUCGUCAACAGCAGGUUCGCCAACCACUCCGACGACUGGCCCGACGUGCAGUUCCACUUCGCGCCCAGCUCCGUCAACUCGGACGGCGGCGAGCAGAUACGCAAGAUCCUGGGCCUGCGUGACGGCGUCUUCAACACGGUGUACAAGCCGCUGCUGAAGGCGGAGACGUGGACCAUCCUGCCGCUGCUGCUGCGGCCGCGCAGCGCCGGCUGGGUGCGGCUGCGCUCCGCCAACCCGGCGCACCACCCGCUCAUCGUGCCCAACUACUUCGCGCACCGCGAGGACGUCGACACGCUCAUCGAGGGGAUCCGCAUCGCGGUGAACCUGUCGUCGACGCCGGCGUUCCAGCAGUUCGGCUCGCGGCUGCACAGGAUCCCGCUGCCCGGCUGCGCGCAGCUCGCCUUCGCCUCGGACGAGUACUGGGAGUGCGCGCUGCGCCACUUCACCUUCACCAUCUACCACCCGGUCGGCACCUGCAAGAUGGGCCCCGCCUCCGACCCCGGCGCCGUCGUCGACGCCCGCCUGCGCGUGCACGGCGUGCCCGGGCUGCGCGUCGUCGACGCCUCCGUCAUGCCGCACAUCGUCAGCGGCAACCCCAACGGGCCCGUCAUCAUGAUCGGCGAGAAGGCGUCCGACAUGAUCAAGGAGGACUGGAAGGACUUCAGGUAGCGGCGGUCCAGCUGGACGAGGCCUCCGUCGAGGACGGUCCACGAGUGCACCGAUUAACAUGUCCGGCUUUCUCGAAAGAUCAUCUCUUCGGUGACAAGAAUGAAGUUGUGUUCAAAAUCUCGUGCAGCAACGUCCCCACCGCAGUCUGACGCCAGCUCGAUUUUACACCAAAAUCGGACAGUAUUUUUGUAUACCGAUCAUCACAAAGCUGGGGCGAAAUAAUCGAUUUAACUUCAGCAAAAUAGUCAGACGUACUUUGAGUUCACUUACGACCUAACGCAAUGCUUUUCGUUGUAACUUAUUUAGUAUAUAGAAAUGUG
Molecule: messenger RNA, 2409 nt
Organism: Schistocerca cancellata (South American locust)
Lineage: Eukaryota; Metazoa; Arthropoda; Insecta; Orthoptera; Acrididae
Product: glucose dehydrogenase [FAD, quinone]-like
Exons: 9
Coding region: 218-2089 (623 amino acids)
Molecular function (GO): flavin adenine dinucleotide binding; oxidoreductase activity, acting on CH-OH group of donors
Source: RefSeq, a predicted model, not a curated record